GUGGCAAGCGUCCAGCCCCGUGGGGUCUGGGGCCAGGUUCAGAGCCGCCUCCUCCCGAGCCGGGCCCGCGGAGGUACGAGGGCGGACGCUCCAUGGGCCGCAGCGCAGCCAGGAGCGUGCUGGGGUCCCGGGUAACUCGGGCCCCGAGCCACGGCAGCCUCGCACAGGAGCGCGCGGGGCCAGGCGCGAGGAAGAAGCGUUGGUCCACAGCGCCGCGUGCCUGCCGGGGGUGGGGGACGACGGCACGUCUUACCCCCGUGUAGCUCCCCCCGGGGGCCGGGCACCACUCCCCGCCCCGUUCCAGGCCGGCCCUUCCUGAAGCCGGAACGUUCCUGCUGCGGCCCGGCGCGCCGGUCGGACGAGUUGCAACAGCGCCGAGCGGCUGAGGUUGGGGGUUCCGGGAGUUCGCCGCGGGGAGCUCGAGCCCGGUCCCGGCAGUAUCGUAAGCAAGCAGAUUUGGACAGACAGACAGACAUGGAUGACGAGCCUGAAAGAACUAAACGCUGGGAAGGGGGUUAUGAAAGAACAUGGGAGGUUCUCAAAGAAGACGAAUCUGGGUCACUGAAAGCAACUAUAGAGGACAUUCUUUUUAAGGCAAAGAGAAAAAGAAUCUUUGAACACCAUGGGCAAGUUAGACUUGGAAUGAUGCGUCACCUUUAUGUGGUGGUAGAUGGAUCAAGGACUAUGGAGGACCAAGAUUUAAAACCUAACAGGCUUACUUGUACCUUAAAGUUAUUGGAAUAUUUUGUUGAAGAAUACUUUGACCAAAAUCCUAUUAGUCAGAUUGGUAUAAUUGUAACUAAGAGUAAAAGAGCUGAAAAGCUGACAGAACUUUCAGGAAACCCAAGAAAGCAUACAACUGCUCUGAAGAAAGCUGUAGAUCUGACCUGCCAUGGAGAACCAUCUCUGUAUAACUCUUUAAAUUUGGCCAUGCAGACUUUAAAGCACAUGCCAGGACAUACAAGCAGGGAGGUUUUGAUUAUCUUCAGUAGCCUGACAACCUGUGAUCCAUCUAAUAUCUAUGAUCUAAUUAAGUGCUUAAAGGCAGUUAAGAUCAGAGUAUCUGUCAUCGGCCUAUCUGCUGAAGUUCGAGUUUGUACUGUACUUGCCCGAGAAACGGGUGGAACAUACCAUGUAAUUUUAGAUGAAAGCCACUAUAAGGAGCUGCUGAUGCAUCAUAUUAGCCCUCCACCUGCCAGUUCAAGUUCUGAAUGCUCCCUUAUUCGAAUGGGGUUUCCUCAGCAUACCAUUGCGUCUCUCUCUGAUCAGGAUGCUAAACCAUCAUUUAGCAUGGCGCACUUGGAAAACAACAGUGAUCCAGGUCUCACGCUGGGUGGAUAUUUCUGUCCCCAGUGUAGAGCCAAAUACUGUGAACUCCCUGUGGAAUGCAAAAUCUGUGGUCUUACAUUAGUCUCUGCACCCCAUCUGGCUCGGUCUUACCAUCACCUGUUUCCUUUGGAUGCCUUUCAAGAAAUUACAUUGGAAGAAUAUAAAGGAGAACGCUAUUGUCAAGGCUGCCAAGGGGAGAUUAAAGAUCAACAUGUUUACAUUUGUAAAGUCUGCCAGAAUGUAUUUUGUAUGGAAUGUGACUUAUUCGUUCAUGAUUCUCUGCACUGCUGUCCUGGCUGCAUUCACAAGGAUCCUGCUCCUCUGGGUGUAUGAUACCAGGUGUUUGUAGAGAUUGUCCUACCUGUUUCAUUCUUGCACAGAGUCAAAUUAGACUAUUCAACCACAGACUUCAGUAAGGCAACUCAAAACCAAGAAGAAAUACCUAGAUGAAUGCGGUAACAAACCCACUUUUUAGUUAAUGUAUAGAAUUGGAAUAUUUAAAUUCUUCUGGUUAAUGUUUAUAAAAAUAUCUGCAUCAUCUGAUUCAUUUCCCUAACUUGUUUUGAAAGCCUUUGACUUACUUGAGUCAUGCUAAAUAAAGUGUAAAUCUGUAAGUGUGUGGAAAAGUGAUAAAAA
This is a messenger RNA of Caretta caretta (loggerhead turtle), 1965 nucleotides long. RefSeq names its product general transcription factor IIH subunit 2 (gene GTF2H2). The record is from RefSeq and is a predicted model, not a curated record. Gene Ontology annotation, molecular function: zinc ion binding. Gene Ontology annotation, cellular component: transcription factor TFIIH holo complex; transcription factor TFIIH core complex. Gene Ontology annotation, biological process: DNA-templated transcription; regulation of transcription by RNA polymerase II; nucleotide-excision repair. Lineage: Eukaryota; Metazoa; Chordata; Testudines; Cheloniidae.